This is a messenger RNA of Manis javanica (Malayan pangolin), 3051 nucleotides long. It is a transcript of the gene HABP2, whose product is annotated as hyaluronan binding protein 2. The record is from RefSeq and is a predicted model, not a curated record. Lineage: Eukaryota; Metazoa; Chordata; Mammalia; Pholidota; Manidae. Gene Ontology annotation, biological process: proteolysis; blood coagulation. Gene Ontology annotation, molecular function: serine-type endopeptidase activity; calcium ion binding.
UUUGGAGACUGCUGUCCCCUCUACCCCCCAAAGGCAGAGACAACAAAAGAAAUUGUAUUUAGAGCAAAACAAGAGCCCUUAAACGGCAAAGAUGUUUACCAGAAUGUCUCUCCAUGUUCCACUGCUCAUGGUUCUGGUGGGAAAGACAGCCAUUGGGGGCCAUCCUGAGCAUUAAAUGCAGCAAUGAGAAUCAGGCAGAGCUGAGGUGCUCAAUAUAUGCUAAUCACCGUAAGUGACAAGACCCUCAAUACCUGAGCAGCCACACUUCCAACAGGAGCAGUUCUCCCUGAUGUCUUUGCGCGCAGACCUGGACCCAGUCUGGACUCCUGAUAACUAUGAGUACAGCUAUGAGCAAUACGACCCAGAGGAGCCCUCCAGUAGUACCACUGCCUAUGCUGAGAAUCCUGACUGGUACUACACAGAGGACGACCCAUGCCUGUCCAACCCCUGUGAACAUGGUGGAGACUGCCUUGUCAGUGGGGACACCUUCACGUGCAGCUGCCCAUCCCCAUUCUCUGGAAAAAGGUGUCAGAAUGUGCAAAACAAGUGCAAGAACAAUCCAUGUGGCCGGGGUGAAUGUGUCAUUACUCAGAGUCCUCCCUACUAUCACUGUGCCUGUAAACACCCUUACAGGGGUCCACACUGCUCCACAGUGGCUCCUGCAUGCCGGCCAAAUCCCUGCCAGAAUGGUGGCACCUGCUCCCGGCAUAGGCGGAGAUCCAAAUUUACCUGCACCUGUCCCAACCAGUUCAAGGGGAGAUUCUGUGAAAUAGGUCCUGAUGACUGCUAUGUUGGUGAUGGCUACUCUUACCGAGGGAAAGUGAGUAGGACGGUCAAUCAGCACUCGUGCCUUCCCUGGAAUUCCCACCUCCUCCUGCAGAAGAAUUACAACACGUUUAUGGAGGAUGCUGAGGCCCAUGGGAUUGCAGAGCACAACUUCUGCAGAAACCCAGAUGGAGACAAAAAGCCCUGGUGUUUCAUUAAAGUAAACAAUUCAAAGGUGAAAUGGGAGUACUGUGAUGUCUCAGCCUGCUCAGUGCUAGACACUGCGCACACAGAGCCCCUGACCAAUCUUCCAGGGUUUGACUCUUGCGGGAGGACUGAAACAGCAGAGAGGAAGGUCAAGAGGAUCUACGGAGGCUUCAAGAGCACGGCGGGCAAGCACCCAUGGCAGGCGUCCUUGCAGACCUCCUUGCCAUUGGCCAUGUCCAUGCCCCAGGGCCACUACUGUGGGGGGGCGCUGAUCUACCCCUGCUGGGUGCUUACUGCUGCCCACUGCACUGACAUAAAAGUCAAUCAUCUGAAAGUGGUUUUAGGGGACCAGGACCUGAAGAAGACAGAAUUCCAUGAGCAGAGCUUCGGGGUGGAGAAGAUAUUCAAAUACAGCAACUACAAUGAAAGAGAUGAGAUUCCCCACAACGAUAUUGCUUUGCUCAAGCUACAGCCAGUGGAUGGUCACUGUGCUGUGGAAACCAAGUACGUGAAGACUGUGUGUUUGCCUGAUGACCCCUUGCCCUCUGGGACUGAGUGUCACAUCUCUGGCUGGGGAGUUACAGAGACAGGGGAAGGGUCCCGCCAGCUCCUGGAUGCCAAAGUCAGGCUGAUCACCAAUGGCGUGUGCAACUCCCGACGACUCUAUGACCACAUGAUUGAUGACAGCAUGAUUUGUGCUGGAAACCUUCAGAAGCCUGGGCAAGACUCCUGCCAGGGUGACUCUGGGGGCCCUCUGACCUGUGAGAGGGAUGGCACCCACUAUGUCUACGGGAUAGUGAGCUGGGGCCUGGAAUGUGGGAAGAAGCCUGGGGUCUACACCCAAGUCACCAAAUUCCUGAAUUGGAUCAAAGCCACCAUCCAAAGGGAGGCUGGCUUCUAAGGCAUCUUCCGAACCUCAGGCCCACCCUCCUCACGGCAGCGAUGGAUUCCCCCCGGGAGCCUCCAGGAAGCCCGACGUGAAUUGUCCGUGCAUAGGCAAAUGCCACCCGGCCUGGGGUGUCCUGGACCAGUGCUUCCAGCAUUUCAUCAGGGUGCUUCCUGGGUGACUCGAGAAAUGAGAGAAUCAACCUGGGACACAUUAUGUUUGCUUCCCUUCAAACAACUGUACCUUCUAGAAAAUCAGUGUUCACAGAGUGCUUCUACCUCGGACACUUGCAAAUGCAGGAUUUCAGAAUACCCAGCAUUGGUGGGAGUCACGUUUACAUCUUUAUUCCUCAUCUCAAACACUCAGGGUACACAACAGGACCAGCCAUCCACUUCCAGGUAUCAGACAGAGGACGCAAACUACAACCGCUUUCAGAGAGUCACUAUUUUAAUAAAGGCAGAUGAGGGAAUGGGCUGGUGCGCUAUUUUUACAGCUCGCCCAGACAGAAGCCAUCUAAAUGUGUCUCUGGUGCACAAAUUUCCUUUCCAGGUCCUGUCCCAAGAAUCCUGGGUAGACACUGCUCACUCACCACGGCACAGCCUUCCUCCUUUUGAAAUGCAGAAUCUCAGUGGCAUCUGGGUUCACAUCCCCCCUCUGAUUAUCUUCAGUCUCCACAGCUUCUGGCCCCCCCUGCAGAAAUCAAACACCUUCCUGUGUUAAAAUGAAGCUCCCACCCUGCUCCCACAGGGCAUGCUGCCUAGGAUGCCCUGGAAGCAUUUAAAUGUUCACCUUCCCCUUCCUUCUCCCCGGCUUCACCUGCCUCAAGAAAAAAGGAUCCUCAAGGCAAGAACGAGAAAGAAGCAAAGCCCAUCUCUCAUUUAGACAUGAUGCCUCCCUUCUGAACAAAGUAGGGUUCAAAACCCAGACUGUUGCAGCCAGCAAGUCCCUGACCCUUUCCACAAAUGUAAAAAGUGAGCAGUCAGCACGGCCUGGGCUGCUGGGGCCUGGGACUCACGUGGGCCCAGUGGGUUUGUCUCUGCAGAGCUAAUAGCUGUGACUUCAGAGAAAACCCUGCAGGAAUUUAACCCAGGUAUCAACUGCCUGGUCACCUCAGAGCCAUGGAAUUAGGCACUGCAUUUCACACUUCUUUAGAGCUAGCUGACCUUUGGCCAAAAAUAAAGUUUGAAAAGAAA